AUGCCCUCCAAAAGUGCUUUCGUCGUUCUCGUUGACGCCUAUAUCACCGAAGAUCAAGCACCCUGGCGCUGGAAGCCUUGGCAAGAGCGAACUGGUGUUCACCACGGCCUGUUCCCUGACGACGACCGCUGUCUCCCCCCUGGCUGGACACGGCAGAACGCUAACGACGUGCAUUCCUUCUUGGAAUCAUACAGGCAGAUUCCGAAAUCGCAGACCAAGGAUCGGGAAGUUUUUCUCAAGAAGUCUCCACAUCCAGGGCGCGUGUUCUUUGAUAAAUAUAUCACCAAAGGCUGGGAUGGCUGGGGUAUCCAUGAUGUGGUAUGCGACGCAUUGCGAGACGAAUGCUGCCAUCCGUUUCAGCUAAUGCUUGACAACAACUCCUUGAAGGACUUUCCUGAGGUCGACCACUAUGCCCCAAAGGUCGUUGAUGCCAUUGCUAGGAAGCUAUUCGGGCACGAAGCCUUCCCUCGUGGCUCAAGUGUCCUUCGAAUAUCGUUAACCAAUUUGGGUCUGGUGAAAGCUUUCAUCGUACGAUCGUGGGUCCGCUUAAAGAAGAAGUGCAAGUCGGAUCAAACGAGAAUGGCAAGGUACAAGGAAGAGGCUCUAGCCGCGUUUGAGGACAUCAACUUCGAAGACCCUACAAGGGACCAGUUAGUGAAGACGAUCACUGCCAUAGCUCGGUGGAAGGCGCUAGCAGACAUAUACUCUAUUGACGAGUAUCUUGAGGGGUUGGAGAGCUCUAUGGAGAAGCUCAAUGAGUUGCUCGCAGACCUAGGCGUGAACGCUCCUCAACCAAACCAAGUGUCUGGUCGUCGGGCACCCAAGCGACAGCCAAAGAAAUCCUCUUCAUCAAAAUCUCCGGAUCAUCCCACCAAGUCCAUUCUCGCCUCCAAGGGGGCUCUGAACGAAGUAGCGAGCUACUAUCAGGGUUAG
Marasmius oreades (fairy-ring Marasmius) is the source of this 933-nucleotide messenger RNA. RefSeq lists its product as uncharacterized. The transcript is spliced from 3 exons. Lineage: Eukaryota; Fungi; Basidiomycota; Agaricomycetes; Agaricales; Marasmiaceae. Bases 1 to 933 code for a protein of 310 amino acids. The record is from RefSeq and is a predicted model, not a curated record.